Camelina sativa (false flax) is the source of this 625-nucleotide messenger RNA. RefSeq lists its product as uncharacterized. The record is from RefSeq and is a predicted model, not a curated record. NCBI's taxonomy places the organism in Eukaryota, Viridiplantae, Streptophyta, Magnoliopsida, Brassicales, Brassicaceae.
UUCUACCAGUAACCCUAAUUAUACGCGAGUGGCUCAUACUCAUUGGAUUGCCAAAAACCCUAUGGUGCGGUUAGAUGUGGUUGGUGAAGGACAAACCGAAGCCAAUCUGGUGUACUACGGCGGUGGUUCCUUUGAGAGAUCGUUUAAGAGUACUCGGCAAAGGAAACUUUAUCUGACACGUCUGCUGAUGAACCAAUUCAUUGCGGUGAAAGAAUUGAUCAAUGAUUUCACAUUUGCGCAUCCCGAGUUGUCUGCAAAGGAGACUUGUUCAUCUGGCAGUGCAAGAAGAAGAACCUCUCCUUGGAUGAUGAUGAUGAAUGAGACUGUCAUGGAGCACAAACAACAACACUCUGCUGUCCCUAAAACAACACUUGAAGAGGAGCUAGCCGAGCGAAAAAAGAGUCUUCGACUUAGAGAAUUGGCCUUGCUACAGACUGUGCUAGAACUACGAAUCAAAAAGAAAAAUUUUAAAAUGUAAUACAGAUAUUAUUAGAUCAUAUGCAUUUAAGGAAGAUUAUGUUUUGAAAACAAACAGAAAGCUUAAUGUCUCUCUCCUUCCAUUAUUAUGGAGUUUAGUCUUGACGACCCAGAUACAGAAGACAGUAAAGCCUGAUUACGUCGUUCA